Messenger RNA from Penicillium egyptiacum, 2553 nucleotides. The record is from the annotation of a GenBank genome assembly. Lineage: Eukaryota; Fungi; Ascomycota; Eurotiomycetes; Eurotiales; Aspergillaceae.
AUGGCAACUGAACACGGAGAGUCUAAGCUCUUCGAGCAGUGUUGCCUCUGUAUUGUAUGCUCCAAGGAUCUCGAGAGAGAAUCCGCGGAGCAGUUGGCAACUCUCCUCGAGCAAAAUGGCGGCGAGCCUCUGAUUGUCCAACCUGGUGCUGAAGUCCCCGAUGUAGCGAAGUUCAGCCAUUUGAUCUCUACCACGAUUGACUUCGAAGCCUACGAUACCAUCUGCGAUGCGCUGAUCCCUGUGGUGAAGCCACAGUGGGUGAAUAACUCAUUGAUGAAGCGAAAAUUGGCCAACCCUCGCCAAUACAGCCCAGACCCGCGUCUGUUCAUGAACGAUGUGGUCGUUACCUGCGGCGAUAUACCUGAGGGAGACAAGGAUGCAAUCAUAGGUGGUGUCGUCGCAAAAGGUGGUUUGUACUCCCCAAGAGUUUCUCAGAUGGGUACACACCUGGUGGACCUCACGGCCGAUUCCGACAAAGCGCGCAUUGUCCAGGCGAAGAAAUUGAACGUGAAGAUUGUACUACCGCACUGGUUUGACGACUGCCUUAAACUUGGUCGACGAAUCGAUGAACGUCCAUAUACACUUCCAGAUCCAGAGAUCUUGCGUGUGGGUCCUGAUACUCCAAUCCGAUGGCAAGAGAAUAAGGAUUUGGUCGGUGCAUCGACAACGGAUCCUUCUAAGCUGCCAACGCCAUCCAGUUCCGCCCAUAAGUCAGGCCAACAAAGUGUCUUUGAAGGGAAGUCCAUUAUGCUGUCUCCGGAUCUUGGAAUCGGCUUGCACUUGCAGGAAUCGAUCCAAGCUGUCCUCGAACAAGGUGGUGCCACAAUGACAUCAACUAUUGAUGGGGCAGACAUGUUAAUUUGCCGUUACCGGGAAGGAUUUGCCUACCGCACGGCAUCGCGACUGAACAUAGACGUUGGGAAUCUUGCAUGGCUCUACCGCCUCAUUACAUUCAACACAUAUACUUCACCCCUCAGGCGACUACUGCAUUACCCAAUCUCUCGAACUGGCAUCCCCGGGUUUGAAGGCUUGAAGAUUAGUUUGUCCAAUUAUGUUGGCGAAGCAAGAAUCUAUUUGGAGAACUUGAUCGCAGCAGCAGGUGCAGAAUGUACCAAAACCUUAAAACAAGAAAAUACUCAUCUGAUUACGGCACAUGGAACGAGUGAGAAAUGCAAUGCGGCGAAGGAAUGGGGCCUUGAAGUUGUCAACCACCUGUGGCUGGAGGACAGUUAUGCAAAAUGGAAGCUACAGCCGGCCUCGAACCCGCGAUACAGCCACUUCCCUCUGCGAACCAAUCUCGGAGAAGUCGCAGGCCAGACCCAGCUCGAUCGCAAUGUUUUGGAACAGGUCUUUUUCUCGUCCGGGGAGACUGCUCAUAGCCCACGGCGCGCAAUGCAUAGUAAGAACCGAAAUAUGGUUUCAGUGCAGCCUCCCGCUGAGAAGAAACGGAAGAUCAAUGAGGAUGCCUCGGAAACUUCGCACGGCACUCCGCAGGGCAAUGGGAAGUCGCGCGGACCUAUCCAAACACCUGCACGAACUCGAAUCAUGUCCGAGGGCAAAGAAAACGAGACCCCGUCGUCGACCAGUAGCCGCAAGUCAAAAGAGGCAGCAACUGCCCGACUACAUGAGUAUGCCCCAGACCUUGCCUUGUAUGAAAAGGAAAGGAAACGCGUGGGAGGUGUUAUCUACGGUGGCAGACGGAAGUCAGACGAGGGCCGGGUUCAGGAGAACAAGAAGCGCGCCUCACUUGAAGCUGAGGAUGAGAGCGAUGGCGAGCAAGUAGUGGAGACUAAACGACAGAAAAAGUCUCGGCCACCAAUUGCUAUGCACCUCCUAAUUACUGGCUAUCAGAGAUGGGUAGGGAAGGGCAACGAGAAGAAAGAGGAUGCAGAUAAGCGAGGCCUUCGAGAUCUCGGUAUUAUGGUGGUCCAAGAUGCCCGACGAUGCACUCACCUGGCCGCACCGUCGAUAUUGCGAACCACUAAAUUUGUCAAUGCACUCGCGUAUGCGCCGAUGAUCGUGAGCACCGACUUUAUCACCAGUUGCCUAAGGAAGGAGGAACUGCUGGACCCCUCCGAUUUCCCUCUGGAGGAUAAAGAAGCAGAGAAAAAGUACAAUUUUGACCUGUCUUCCGUCACAAGAAACGCAAAGAAGAACAAGAAUAAAAUGCUGCAGCGGUAUCGCAUCUAUUGCGUCGAGGACAUUCGAGGCGGAUUUGAUGCAUUCAAAUCUAUCGUUGAAACAAACGGAGGAGAGUGCAUGCUUUUCCGCGGCCGUCUGGCUGUAGCGAACCAUUCUCGGCGGGAGGAGAGCGACGAGGAAAGCGAAGCGGAAGACGACAAGCCUGCCCACAAAGAUGUCUUUCUUCUCAGCAGCGCCGGAGCUAAUCACGCCCGAGUCUGGCCUCGAUUCCGUCAAUUGGCGCUCGAUAUCAAGAAAACUCCACGGAUCGUCCGAGUUGAUUGGCUCCUCGACAUGGCCAUGUCACAGGAGAUACGUACCGCCGACGAAUAUGAGCUGACCGAGGAGAUGAUCGAGAAUACGGACCAGUAG